GCGGCGGUGCGAAAGUCGGAUGUGUGGCGAAUGGUCAUGGCCAGCGCGCGAUAGCAUUGGGUAACAAAAUAUUCGAUGAAUGGUCAAAAACCCGGGUGUCCCGUUUUUUAUUGGAUUGCCUGCAAUGAUGGAUCAAUGCAGUGCCUCGGCCACUCAUCCAACAGGGAUCCUCCAGAGUGUGUGCAUAUGCCCUUGAGUGGGGGAAGAGGCAGGCGAUGUGUGGUGCAAGGCAGAUGGCUGUGAGAUGUCCCAGGAGCGAAAGGACAAGUGGAGGACAGCCCAGAGCGACCAGGGACAACAGUGGACCGGACGAACGGCAUCUGGUGGGUCUUUUGCUGGACAAGGAUGCAUAUUGCAGGCGAGAGCAACAAGACGGAUAUCCAGCCCAGUCGAUCAGGCCCGAGUGUCGAGAUUGGGCAUGUCCGAGCACAUGAUGCUGCUGGCCAGACACAUGCGUGAACCAGCAGAGCCUGGCUGGCUGGAGCCGGACGAAGCAGUCGGAUCGGACACUGCCGCUGCCGUCUUUGACAUCAGCGAGGCAUCCGCGGCGUGGACGCUGGCUGUCGCUGGAUGUCGCUGGCUGUCGCUGGUUGUCGCUGCGGGGGGAGACGAUUGGCGAUCGGGGCGGGCAUGGAUCGCAGCGGCCAGGGCGGAGGACGAUGAUCGGUCGCCAGGGUUUCGUGUGGUUGGGCGGGCGAGCCGUUCAGCCGCACCAAAGGAGAGGAUUGGCGAGGGGUGGGAUUCAGGCCCGGCGUGGUGGGCGACAAUCACCGGCAGAGACCGCAAUCGACACGGCUGGACAUGGGCAGGAGGCGAGGGGGAAGCGACUGAGCACGAUGCGGAUGGAUGCGGUGCUGGAAAGCGACUCCAUGGAAAUGUAAUGCGGCAAAAGCAAGGACUGAGCGGGCAGAGCGGGGCUGUCGCAUGGGUGGGAGUGUCGAGCGAAGGACAAAGAAACUGCAUUAGAGGGGAACGGGGGUGGACAGAGCAAGACGGGCAAAGGACGGCUGUUGUCUGCAGGUUGUUUGCAGGUUGUUUGCAGGUUGUUUGCAGGUUGUUGUUUCCAGAUUGUGCAUAGCACUCGGCGGUAACGACUACUUUAACGACCACUUUAACGAUCGACAGGACAAUCCACACCACACCACACCACACCAGCACUCCAUUGCCCGAGCCGCCCUCCGAAAUCC
Molecule: messenger RNA, 1187 nt
Organism: Polychytrium aggregatum
Lineage: Eukaryota; Fungi; Chytridiomycota; Chytridiomycetes; Polychytriales
Exons: 1
Coding region: 245-1078 (277 amino acids)
Source: RefSeq, a predicted model, not a curated record